Messenger RNA from Dendrobium catenatum, 2472 nucleotides. RefSeq names its product phenylalanine ammonia-lyase. Lineage: Eukaryota; Viridiplantae; Streptophyta; Magnoliopsida; Asparagales; Orchidaceae. Bases 92 to 2233 code for a protein of 713 amino acids. Gene Ontology annotation, molecular function: ammonia-lyase activity. Gene Ontology annotation, cellular component: cytoplasm. The record is from RefSeq and is a predicted model, not a curated record. The transcript has 2 exons. Gene Ontology annotation, biological process: L-phenylalanine catabolic process.
UCGCUCCCUUCGAGAGCUGAUUUUUCCUCUCUGUAUACACCCACUCUUCUUCUUCUUCUUCUUCGUAUUGAUCCUCGAGAGAUUCGUUUCUAUGGAGCAUGUGAAGGGAAAUGGUUAUGCGAACGGCGCCAAGGCUAUGGAGGGGCUCUGUCUGAAGGGGCGGGACCAGCUGGGGUGGGCGGCGGCGGCGAAGGCGUUGGAGGGGAGUCAUCUCGACGAGGUGAAGCGGAUGGUAAAGGAGUUCCGGAGUCCGGUGGUUAGGCUUGAAGGAGCAGAGCUGAAGAUAUCACAGGUGGCCGCCGUAGCUGCCGGCGCCGCUUCCACCGUAGAGCUCGCAGAGUCCGCUCGGGCCGGCGUGAAGGCCAGUAGCGACUGGGUCAUGGAGAGCAUGGAUUCAGGAGGCGACACCUACGGCGUCACCACCGGCUUCGGUGCCACCUCGCACCGCCGGACGAAGCAGGGCGGCGCACUUCAGAAAGAACUCAUCAGAUUCCUUAAUGCCGGAAUCUUCGGCUCCGGGAAGGAUAACACGCUGCCACCAGCUGCAACCAGGGCGGCGAUGCUUGUGAGGAUCAACACGCUCCUCCAAGGCUAUUCCGGUAUCCGCUUCGAAAUCCUGGAAGCCAUUACCAACCUCCUCAACAACAAGAUCACGCCUUGCCUGCCGCUGAGAGGAACCAUCACUGCCUCCGGCGAUCUUGUCCCCCUGUCCUACAUUGCCGCAAUCUUAACCGGACGCCCCAACGUGAAAGCUAUUACCGCCGAGGGUGCCACCAUUGACGCCGCUGAGGCCUUUCGCCUUGCCGGAAUCUCUGGCGGGUUUUUCGAACUGCAGCCUAAGGAAGGUCUCGCCCUCGUCAACGGUACAGCCGUCGGUUCUGGUCUCGCCUCCACUGUUCUCUUUGAAGCAAAUAUCCUUUCAGUAAUGGCGGAGGUUCUCUCUGCUGUCUUCUGUGAGGUAAUGCAGGGGAAGCCGGAGUACACCGACCACCUCACCCACAAGCUGAAGCACCACCCUGGCCAGAUCGAGGCAGCCGCCAUCAUGGAGCAUGUCUUGGAAGGAAGCUCCUACAUGAAGGUGGCGAAGAAGCUCCACGAAAUGGAUCCUCUGCAGAAGCCGAAACAGGACCGCUAUGCUCUCCGCACUUCACCCCAAUGGCUCGGCCCUCAGAUUGAAGUAAUUCGUGCAGCAACCAAGUCUAUUGAGAGGGAGAUCAAUUCAGUGAACGAUAACCCUCUGAUUGAUGUCUCAAGGAACAUUGCUCUCCAUGGAGGGAACUUCCAGGGCACCCCCAUCGGCGUCUCCAUGGACAAUACAAGGCUCGCCAUUGCCGCAAUUGGGAAGCUCAUGUUUGCUCAAAUCUCAGAACUUGUAAAUGACUUCUACAACAACGGUUUGCCAUCCAAUCUCUCCGGCGGGCGAAACCCGAGCUUGGAUUAUGGUUUCAAGGGCGCAGAGAUAGCCAUGGCUUCCUACUGUUCUGAGCUUCAGUACCUGGCGAAUCCAGUGACGAACCAUGUGCAAAGCGCCGAGCAACACAACCAGGACGUGAACUCUUUGGGACUGAUAUCAUCGAGGAAGACGGCGGAGGCGGUAGAGAUACUGAAGCUUAUGACUUCCACUUUCUUGGUAGCGCUCUGCCAAGCCAUUGAUUUGAGACAUUUGGAAGAGAACUUGAAGAGUGCUGUGAAGAACACGGUGAGCCAGGUGGCUAAGAGGGUGCUCACCAUUGGGGUUAAGGGCGAGCUCCACCCCUCGAGGUUCUGCGAGAAGGAUUUGAUCAAGGUGAUCGACAGGGAGUAUGUGUUUGCCUAUGCCGAUGAUCCCUGCAGCUCUACUUAUCCUCUGAUGCAGAAUCUGAGGCAGGUGCUGGUUGAACAUGCUCUAAACAAUGGCGAGAAGGAGAAGGAAGCUGACUCCUCCAUCUUCCAAAAGAUCACAGCUUUUGAGGAGGAGUUGAAAGCAGUCUUGCCGAAGGAGGUGGAGGCCACAAGGUUGGCUUUUGAGAAUGGAACGUCGACGAUCGGGAACAGGAUCAAGGAUUGUAGGUCUUAUCCUAUUUACAGGUUUGUGAGGGAGGAGCUAGGAACCAGUUUCCUCACUGGCGAGGAGGUGAGAUCUCCUGGGGAAGAGUUCGACAAGGUCUUUAACGCUAUUUGCGAGGGAAAGGCCAUUGAUCCCCUACUCGAGUGCUUACAGGAAUGGGAUGGAGCUCCUCUCCCGAUCUGCUAGGCUUGUGUUGGGCGGAGGAGAUGAUCAUGCCAAAAAUGCUGUUUUGAUCUCUCUUCUUCUCUGUACCUAUGGAAUUGUUGUGAUCUCAAAGUUGUAUGCCAGUUUAUGUCGUUUAGUUACUUCCUUGUUUUAUGUAACAAAGCAUCCAUUCGAUGCAAGUCCCAAUGUAGCAUAAAAGAACCUUAAAAUUAAGCAAUAUGGUGAAAUUAGUUGUGGGCUGUUUUUUUAAGAUUGGAAAA